GUUCAUCAAUGAGACAGAGCAGAACAUGGGUUCACCGGGGCAGGCCAAGCAGUGCCAGCUCCGGACCUUCCUGACCUACUACAUCAACGACCUGUUCCUGCACCAGGUCAGAACAGAGAUCAACAAGGACAUCCGGGCCGUCAGCAAGACAGCAGACCCACUGAAAGUCCUGGCUAGUGCCGAUACUAUGAAGGUCCUGGCGGUGCAGAGGCCCCUGCUGCAGAGCACAGUAGUCGUGGAGAAGUCCAUCCAGGACCUGAUGACUCUGAUGCAGGACCUGAGUGCCUACUCCAACCAGUUCCUGGAGAUGGUCUGUGACAAGCUGAAGGAGUACAAGGAGGUCUGCAACACCUCGUACAGGGGCAUAGUCCAGUGUGAGGAGAAGCUGACCAUCAGUGCGUCGUGGUCUAAGGACGAGGACAUCAGCCGACUGCUCCAGUCUCUCCCCAACUGGGCUAACAUGGCCCAGCCCAGACAGCUCCGACAGAAGAGAGAGGAUGAGGAGGACUUUACCAGGGCGGCAUUUGCCAAGGAGUCAGAGGUGCUGACGGGUAACCUGGGUGACAAGCUGAUCCCGCAGAACGAGAUCCUGCGUGACGUGAGCGACCUGAAGGCCCUGGCCAACCUGCAGGAGAGCAUGGAGUGGCUGGCCUCCAGACUCAAAGGCUUCUUCAUCAACCUGCCCCACGCUGCCAGUGGAUCUCCAGGCUCGGACCCCCAGGUGACCAAUGAGAGCGUCCGCAGCAGGGACCAGAUCCUUCAGACUCUGACUGACCUGUCCAGGGCCUUCCAGGACAUCGCUGACCGCUGUCUGCUGGUCCUCCACCUGGAGGUUAGAGUGCAUUGUUUCCACUACCUGAUUCCCCUGGCCAAGCAGGGGAACUAUGCCAUAGUGGCCAACGUGGAGAGCAUGGACUACGACCCCUUGGUGGUCAAACUCAACAAGGACAUCAGCGCCAUCGAGGAGGUGAUGGGCGCCGCGCUGCAGCAGCACAAGUUCCAGUACAUCUUUGAAGGUCUUGGCCACCUGAUCUCCUGUAUUCUGAUCAAUGGAGCCCAGUACUUUAAGAGGAUCAGUGAGUCUGGCAUCAAGAAGAUGUGUAGGAACAUCUUUGUGCUGCAGCAGAACCUCACCAACAUCACCAUGUCUAGAGAGGCCGACCUGGACUUCGCUAGGCAGUACUAUGAGAUGCUGUACAACGCUGCAGAUGAGCUGCUCAACCUGGUGGUGGACCAGGGCGUUCGCUACACCGAGCUGGAGUACAUCCACGCCCUCAGCCUGCUGCAGAGGAGCCAGACGGGCGUGGGAGACCUGAGCACGCAGAAUGUCCGGCUGCAGCGCCUCAAGGAGAUCAUCUGCGAGCAGGCAGCCUUCAAGCAGGCCACCAAGGACAAGAAGAUCACUACUGUUUGAGAGGGGGGACAUUGGGAGGCUGUUGUUGGCAAUGGUCUGUUUGUAUUACUGUCCAGUGUUUCUCAACCUCCUGUCUGGAUAAAGGGUUUAGAUUAAAGCUAGUAUUUGAGAGCUGACCUAGCAGUGUCAGCUAACCGUCUGAGGGACUGGUCAGCACCUCCACAGGGACUGGUGUUGAACUGGGUUUGUAAAAGUCCUAACUGAGUCUUCAUUAGAUCCCAUGGCAGACCGUAAAUAACCAUGUAAUAUGUUUUGGGGGUUGAGAUAAUGCUGGUAGGCUGUACAUUAAUUAGUUACUGAUUUAAGGGUUGAACUUAGUUACCAAUAUGUAUCCGUUGUUGUCACUCAUCUGUUUAUUCACUGGCAAGAAUGUAGCCAGUUCCUCAAGAAAUCACACACACACGCACACACUCUCCAACUUAAAAAAUUACUCCCUUCAAUCAUCCCAUAUGUGGUCGGCCCUAGUCUCACCUGUGGAGAAUGGGGGAAUUUUCUGAGAGUCUGGCUUUGGGGCCUUUCUCAUCUCAUUGUCUCAUUACAUCUAACUGCUGCUCUCAAUUACAGCUCUACCUCCAGCUCUCCCUCGUGGGCCCGCUGACUGUGUCUGCAAUACCAGAUGCCAGAUUAGACUGUCUAGAUUAUCACUUCUCUCCCCCUGCUUGUGGCCAUUUUGUGGCCAUUCUUCUUCCCCAAGGACAAAGAAAGGAAUUGGUUCCCCACCUCAGCUGUGGUUCACUCUAUUUUUCUCUCACUUUUAGAAUAAUGUAGAUUGGAUAUAAUGUAGCUAUAGCCGAUUCUGAUUAUGGUAUUUGCCACUGUCCUGAAAUGCAUUGACUGUGCUGCAGCGUUGAGGUGUACAUGUGUGCUAGGGGAUGAGGGCCAAUAUAUCCAGUACAAUUUAAGUGUGUAUUUUGUCCCAACACUCAAGGUCUUGAACUUAAUAGGGAUGUAAUUGCAAAUCACUAUUCCCCUUUCUACCACUACAACUGUUAACUUCUGCUAGAACUAUUCUAAAGUGAAUACACUUGCAAGGAGUCACAAAUCAUUCCUUCCCCUGCAUCCCCUCAGUAUAUUUAGUUAAUUAACUCAGAGGAAAAGUACUUAACAAGAGCGGGGGAGGGAGGAAAGAGAACAGGGGAGAGUUGAGGCAGUGCUGCUCACCCAGAACCCAGCGGAACCAUCCAUCAUAAUGACAUGUAGGCUGGGAUCAAUAUGAGCCUUGUGGUUGCCGGAGGGAUUGCUUCGUGCCAUAGGAACAGCAUUUGUUUUACUCAGCACACUCAAGACGUACACGUACACACACACACACACACAAUAAACACGUACUAUAUUACACACACACUAUGGAGGUCUCUGGCUUGCAGUACUCUGCACAACUGAUGAGUUUUUUUUCCUGCUGAUUUGGGAACAAGGGAACACUCCAUCUGUAUUGAAAUGAUCCGGUAUAUCGGACCCCUUUACCCACAUUUUAAAUAAUGGGGCAACUCAUUGUAAAGAUCUACAAAUAUAUUUCACUUGUUUUUUUAACGCUUUGCUUUAUUUGUUUGUUUACUAAGACGUGUCGUUUUGCACAUCUACAGUGUGUAAUAUGAGAGUGGUUUCAUGUCUGAUCAGUUUUUUCACAAACAUCUGAUAAGAAUGGAGGUUAAUGAGUCCCAGUGUGAUUUAAGGAUGUAUUUGAUCCUUUCUCCAUUGUCUGUUAAACGUCCCUUUCAGACCAACGCUUUGUCUAUCAAUCCUUCACUCAAUUAAAGAAAGAGGACCUGCCAUUGUGUACACUGAUCUUGCUGAAAUAAAACCUCAAAAUUCCCCUGUG
Oncorhynchus gorbuscha (pink salmon) is the source of this 3230-nucleotide messenger RNA. RefSeq names its product exocyst complex component 4 (gene exoc4). Gene Ontology annotation, cellular component: exocyst; growth cone membrane; synapse. The record is from RefSeq and is a predicted model, not a curated record. Gene Ontology annotation, biological process: chemical synaptic transmission; exocytosis; Golgi to plasma membrane transport. Lineage: Eukaryota; Metazoa; Chordata; Actinopteri; Salmoniformes; Salmonidae.